Protopolystoma xenopodis is the source of this 1392-nucleotide messenger RNA. Lineage: Eukaryota; Metazoa; Platyhelminthes; Monogenea; Polystomatidea; Polystomatidae. The record is from the annotation of a GenBank genome assembly.
AUGGAAAGUUUGUUGCCCAACCGAUGUGCUGCCCGACAGCCAAGUCGCAAUAGCGAAAAUGAGGCUGUUUCUGAGUUGAAAGCAGUAGCAAGCCCUCAGGGAUGGGCUCAUGAAGUCUCAUGUGCAAAAGAAGGAAAGUGGACAGACAGUCAAUCUUUAAAUCCAUGCGCAAUUCCACAAUUAUGCAAUGCCUGUGUUACUCACACGUUUUGCUCAAUCCAUGAGCUGUGUCCUAAUGUAGUUAAUAAAAACGAAACAAACGAUUCCAAGUGGACUAAAACGGUGGUACCAAUCAGAACAGCCGUCGGCAAUCAGCCUACCAUCGACUUAACCCUGUCUCGGCUGCCGGAACCAUCAGCUGGACUAUCUGGCCACGUGCAGAGGGGAAGGGACAGGAUCCGUGGCUCUGGUCAGAAUGGCUUAUUAAGACAGAAUAACUCGACUCCAAGACAAGGCCAUAUCGAGACAGAAUAUCAAUCACACACUAUCCUGCAACCAAAAAGCAUACUUGGGUUCCAGCAAGCUUGGUGUCACCAGGACGAAAUCGAACCGGGGGUAAAUCUGGGUCCUGGUGCUGUUGUAAUGGCUCCAGAGUCAAAGCAACAGCAAUAUCAACCCUCAAACGAGUCAGAGCUAAAAAAUAAGUACCUGAAAAACCCAGAUUCGUCUUCUUCAAAUACGUCCGAUAGCCAACUACUGAAGCUUUCUAGGUCGCAGAGAAUGAGCACUUUUAAAAACGAGGCCUCAGAGGUCAAUUUGGCCAUUGUUUAUCCAAGCGCAAGAAACAAUUCAGAGGAAUUGGUUAGGGAAAAUUCGGCUCCCAAAAAUGCACCAAGCCAUAAAGCGGUUGACGGGAACUCAAAUGAUUCAGGAAAAAAACCAAGAGCUUUAAAGUUUACGGAACUAAUUGGAAUGGAUCAGGCUGUCGAAUUUGCCAUAAAUCGAUCUGAAGUUAAGACCAAACACGAUAUUCAAGUUUCAAAAGAAUUCACUUCCACCGAAAGUAAUGAAGAUUUUUCUACCAUCGUCUCUAAUACCGCUCCAGCCUCUCACUUGACUACAACUGUUAAUUCUUUGCCCAUAUUGGCAUAUCCAUCUGUAUGCAGAAGCAACCGAACAUCUAUAGAGCCUGACAAAGCAGCAGAAGUUAGUCAUAGUACACCGCUUGACCGGAUCCAUCGAAUGAAUCUUGUCGACUUCAGCAGGGUUAAGGAAACCUCCUUGUUGAAAGUAAAAGAAAGACCUGAACCUCGUCCAGAUGAGUGGCAGAAGCGUGACAGGAAGGGGGAAAAGGAUAAUGUGCUCCUCCCUCGUAUGCAGUUCUACCGUGACCUUGCCGGUAACAUCAAGAAGGUUGGUGAAUGGCAAAUCUUUUGGCUAUUCAGAACAUGA